Molecule: messenger RNA, 1146 nt
Organism: Chionomys nivalis (European snow vole)
Lineage: Eukaryota; Metazoa; Chordata; Mammalia; Rodentia; Cricetidae
Product: complement C5-like
Exons: 10
Coding region: 1-1146 (381 amino acids)
Biological process (GO): inflammatory response; complement activation
Cellular component (GO): extracellular region
Molecular function (GO): endopeptidase inhibitor activity
Source: RefSeq, a predicted model, not a curated record
AUGGGCCUUUGGGGAACAAUUUGCUUUUUAAUUUUCCUGAGCAAAACUUGGGGACAAGAACAAACCUUCGUCAUUUCAGCACCCAAAGUCUUCCGGGUUGGGGCAUCUGAAAAUGUUGUAAUUCAAGCCCAUGGCUACACUGAAGCAUUUGAUGCGACAAUCUCUAUAAGAAGUUAUCCUGAUAGAAAAGUGACCUACUCCUCAGGCUGUGUUAAUUUAUCUUCAGAAAAUAAAUUCCACAACUCAACACUAUUAACAAUUCAAGACAAACAGUUGUCUGAAGGACAAAGCUCAUUUUCAUAUGUGUAUUUGGAAGUCGUGUCAAAGCAUUUUUCAAAAUCAGAAAAAAGGCCAAUCCUCUAUGACAAUGGCUCUCUCUUCAUCCACACUGACAAGCCUGUGUACACUCCGCAGCAGCACGUAAAGGUUGGUGUCCUUUUGCUGGGAGAUGACUUGGAGCCAGUUACAUGGGAAACUGUCUUAACUUUCAUAGACCCUGAAGGAUCAGAAGUUGACAAGGUACAAGGAAACAAUCUUACGGGAGCUGUGUCUUUUCCUGACUUCCAGAUUCCUUCUAACCCCAAAUACGGUAGAUGGACGAUUCAGGCUAAAUAUAGAGAAGACGCGUCUACCAACGGAAUGACACACUUUGACGUCAAAGAACAUGAUAAAGCCUACAAAAUAAGUCUCACGCCAGUAAGUGAUCGGCAGCACGAACUGAAAAUUCAAGAUGAAGCCCAAGCCGUGAGUCUCCAGCCAACAGAUUACCUGAGGAGGAAAAUAACAGAACAAGCUUUUACAUACAAACAUCCGGUGAUAAGGACGUGUUGUUAUAACGGAGCCAGACUUAAUAACUAUGAAACCUGUGAGCAGCGAGCAGAACGUGUGAAAAUAGGCCCAAACUGUGUCCAAGCCUUCACUCAAUGCUGCACCAUGGCAACCCGAAUCAGAGCUAGUGACACCUUUAAUGAAUUCAUUGGAUUGGGCCGUGGAGCAUUUUUUAGCAGUUCACAUAAGCAGGUGCCGCCCUUUAAUCACAGCACUCAGGAGGUAGAGAUAAGAGGAUCUCGACGAGUUCCAGGCCAGCCUGGUCUAUGGAGUCAACUUGAGGACAAUCUCCAAAUCAACAGAGAAAUCCUGUCUUAA